Panthera uncia (snow leopard) is the source of this 2353-nucleotide messenger RNA. RefSeq lists its product as uncharacterized. NCBI's taxonomy places the organism in Eukaryota, Metazoa, Chordata, Mammalia, Carnivora, Felidae. The record is from RefSeq and is a predicted model, not a curated record. The transcript has 2 exons. The coding region runs from base 1021 to 2052 and encodes 343 amino acids. Gene Ontology annotation, biological process: virion assembly.
CGCAGAGGUCCAAGUUCGAACCUGCAAUAAAUGACCCUUGCCGCUUGGCUUUGACUUACGACUCUGGUGGUCUCUUGCGGGGGGCUCGCGACCUCAGGCAUUACAUUUGGAGGUUCCACCGAGAUCUCCCCCGGGCCCACCAGACUUCUGGUCAACAGGUCGUCUCUGCUUCUGAUCAGUAAGUAAGCCAGCUCUAUCUUUUUCUUCUUUCUAAUCUGUGUUUCUUCUUAGGAGAACCGGUUCUGUUUGUCUUUCUCAUCUCUAGGCGCCUGAAAAACCAGUAGGCAUGCCCAUUGUUACCCGUGUUCUGAUGUGAUGUGUGUCUGUCUGUUGAAUUGACUGGAAUGAUUGUUGGGAGUCAGGGGCACGCGCCUGACUUACCCUAUGUGUAGUCCCACGGCGUAAGCUACAGGAUUCGAGUGGGCUCUAACCCGAUUUCCGCGGUGAUCCUCAUAUGGCUUAAGGCGGUCAAAAUUUUUUGAUCCAAGCAGGGGGUUUAUACCUGCCCGCCUAUGCUAAGAGGCACCUAAGUUCCAGCGAGGGACGCGGAGGGACGAGUAUGCGAGUGCUUCUGUGUCAGUCUAAAUGUAUUGUCACCCUUGGGCCUUUGUAAUAGUAACCAUCCUAGCCGUAACCCUUUCUAUCGGGUUGGCCGAAACAGCACCAGAAAGUUGGAACCGCUGCGAGAGAUUCUUGUUAGUUCUUGUUUUUCUUUCAUGGGUCGGAUGCUUUAUUGGAAUUAAGUGUUUUCUCCGCUGAUCAGAAUUAAUUAUUCCAUCCUUUGUUCCUCUCUUCUCCUUCCUCAGCUCCCUGCGGCUUUCCCUCCCGCCCCUCCGCCCAGGGCCCAGCCAGGCCGCCGGGGGUCUCACCCUCGGAAGUCGCCUGCGCGAACUCCUCCACCGCUAGUUUCAGCCGCUUCAGGGCCCCCCCCGUGCCACCCCCUGGCCAGCAACCCCCCCCCCCCCCCGCGUCCGUGCUGCCCGCGCCCCCUUCUCUUCUCCUCUUCCUCAGAAUCAUAACAUGGGCCAAACGCAGAGCACCCCUCUUUCCCUCCUCCUCACCAACUUCAGGGAUGUAAGAGCUAGAGGACACAACUUAAGCCUAGACAUUCGCAAAAGAAAGUUGAUCGCCUACUGCCCCUCUGAAUGGCCUACCUUUGGGGUCAAUUGGCUUACAGAGGGAACCUUCUGCCUCCCUGUGGUCCUUAAAGUAAAAUCAAGAAUUUUCCUACCAGGGAAAGAAGGUCACCCGGAUCAGAUUCCCUAUAUUCUGGUGUGGCAAGAUUUAGUGGAAAAUCCACCUCCUUGGAUGGCCUCUUUCUUAACAGCAAGGUCAUGCCAAAUCCUAGCGGCUAAACCUAUCAACCCUCCCAAGCCGCUAACUUCAACUGCACCCCCUGUCCUCCCCGACAGCCAAGAUUUGCUUUCUCUCGACCCUCCCCCUUACCAGAUUCCUCCCCUUAUUCCGCAAGCUGCCCUUAUCCCUGCUGCGCCAGCAGAGCCUCCCGUAGCCCAGCCAAUAGAACUAGAGAAUAGGGAGGCUCAACCUGCGCUCAUGCCUAGUGGGGGCGAAGUCCAAGGGCCGGCUGGACGCACCUGUAGGCGGGCCCCACAUGAGCCAGGACUCCGCCUUCCUGACUCCACCGUAGCUUUACCCUUACGGGAAAUAGGGCCUCCCGAUGAGAUGGGGAACCCCCGACUUCAAUACUGGCCCUUCUCUACCAGUGACCUAUAUAACUGGAAAACCCAGAAUGCCCGAUUUUCUGAUAACCCUAAAGAUUUAAUAAGUCUCUUAGACAGCGUUAUGUUUACCCACCAACCCACCUGGGAUGAUUGUCAGCAGCUCCUCCGAAUCCUGUUCACCACCGAGGAGCGAGAAAGAAUUCAAUUGGAAGCAAGAAAGCUGGUUCCUGGAGAUGACGGCCAACCCACUGCUAACCUUGAUCUCAUUAAUGCAGCUUUUCCCUUGACCCAACCCCCACAGGAUGGCUGGGACUACAACACGGCAGAAGAGAACUCCAGCACACCCACCAGGAAGUUUGGCCCAGACUGAGAGCCAUUUAUGAGACCGGGCCCCCUCCUGAGCCACAUCACUACCGACCCGGAGACUGGGUAUACGUGCGGAGACAUAAGCAAGAGACCCUCCAACCACGGUGGAAGGGACCCUACAUUGUGAUCCUAACCACACUCACCGCUCUCAAAGUCGACGGGAUUGCUACCUGGAUCCAUUAUACCCACGCCCGACCAGCUGAUCCAUUUGCAGUUCGAGAAGACUUUGUGCCGGAAGCCAACACCGCCUGGACGGUUGACCAGAGUAAGACCCAUCCUUUAAAAUUGACUCUGCAUCGAAAACC